Molecule: messenger RNA, 1244 nt
Organism: Tarenaya hassleriana
Lineage: Eukaryota; Viridiplantae; Streptophyta; Magnoliopsida; Brassicales; Cleomaceae
Product: adenylyl-sulfate kinase 1, chloroplastic-like
Exons: 7
Coding region: 122-958 (278 amino acids)
Biological process (GO): sulfate assimilation
Molecular function (GO): adenylylsulfate kinase activity; ATP binding
Source: RefSeq, a predicted model, not a curated record
AACGGUCACAUUUUCCUCCUUACAUUAAAAAAAAAAUAUCUCCCGCCCCGUCUUUCGUGUUUUGCCGCUUCUUUCUCCUUGUUCUUCUACUAAAUCCGAUUUUCUUGUUUGAUCGGUUAUUAUGAUCGCCGCAGGGGCCAAAUCACUUCUAGGGCUUUCGGUUGCGUCGCCGAGAGGAUUUCCAGGCAGCAAUUCGUUGAGCAAUCCGAGAUCUGUGGGUGUUGUUCGUGUUUCUUCGUCGUCCAUGGAUGGUUCGCAGACGGGGAGCCUUUGCACGAAUGGAUCUCUUCUCGACGAGAAAUUGGUGAACGGGCAUGCGGGGAAAAAUCAUGGUCCCUUAUCUACGGUCGGAAACUCGACCAAUAUAAAGUGGCAUGAUUGCCCGGUUGAGAAAAUCGACCGACAGAGAUUGCUUGGCCAAAAAGGAUGCGUCAUUUGGAUCACAGGUCUCAGUGGUUCAGGGAAGAGCACGGUGGCUUGUGCUUUGAGCCAGAUCUUGUAUCGAAAAGGCAAAUUGUGUUAUGUCCUUGACGGGGAUAACGUAAGGCACGGAUUAAACCGCGAUCUGAGCUUUAAAGCCGAAGACCGAGCAGAGAACAUUAGAAGAGUUGGGGAAGUGGCCAAGCUUUUUGCAGAUGCUGGAAUCAUCUGUGUUGCCAGCCUGAUAUCUCCCUACAGAAGGGACAGAGAUGCUUGUCGCAAUUUAUUACCAGACGGAGAUUUUGUCGAGGUUUUCAUGGAUGUACCGCUUGAAGUUUGCGAGGCAAGGGAUCCAAAGGGUUUAUACAAGCUCGCCCGUGCAGGAAAGAUCAAAGGAUUUACGGGUAUAGACGAUCCUUACGAGCCGCCAUUGAAUUGUGAGAUUGCUCUGAAACACAAAUCAUCAGGGAAUUUGCCGAUGGAAAUGGCUGAAACAGUCGUAGGAUACUUGGAGAAGAAAGGGUACCUUGGAGCAUAAGCAACUCAAUUGCUUCCAUUGGCAUCAAAAUAAUAGUUCAAGAAAGGAUGAAGCAAAAUAAAAAUAAAAAUCCAUGACUGCGUUAUCAAAUGAAAAAAUUCCAUACAUCAUAAUAGUUUUACUUUUAAUAAUAUUCUUCAUCAUCAUUUUAUAUUCUUCCUCCUCUUAUGGCUUUGUACAUAGGUAAAAGAUGUCAGUCCAUCCUAAAUAUUAUGUGCAUCCUCUCAUAUUGUAACGCACUUUUUGUAUACAAUAAGUGAAAAAGUGGAAUUUUCACGUCCUGUCA